Molecule: messenger RNA, 456 nt
Organism: Plectropomus leopardus (leopard coralgrouper)
Lineage: Eukaryota; Metazoa; Chordata; Actinopteri; Perciformes; Serranidae
Source: RefSeq, a predicted model, not a curated record
UUUAAUGGCUGAACAACAACAACUGUCGGCGCGAGACAAACUUUCCCAAACUUCCUCCGAGGCGAAAGAAAGUUGGAAAUAGCAGAUUGUUUCGCUUGUGUGACACUUUAGGCGCGUUUGUCUGUUUUUCUGUUAAUCACAAAUGUGGGAUUACUGAUGGAUUCGAGGUAUGACAUUCCGCGGAGGGCCGCCGGUGGCAGCGCGGGAUCCGCGAACUCGUCUCCCGCUUUGGGAGCUCAGUCGCGCCGCAGGAAGAUGCCUCCCAGACCCGCUGAUUUCAAACUGCAAAUUAUCAUCAUCGGCUCCAGGGGAGUCGGUAAAACCAGCAUCAUGGAGAGAUUUACCGACGACACUUUCUGCGAAGCCUGCAAGUCGACCGUAGGAGUUGACUUCAAAAUCAAGACAGUGGAGCUGAAAGGGAAGAAGAUCAGACUACAGAUUUGGUGAGUAAUUGGG